AUGAUACCGGGUUGCUCCGAUGCCGCGGCAGGUCUGUGGCAACUGCCUACACAGCCUCCGAUGCCGCGGCAGGUCUGUGGCAACUGCCUACACAGCCUCCGAUGCCGCGGCAGCUCUGUGGCAACUGUCUACACAGCCUCCGAUGCCGCGGCAGCUCUUUGGCAACUGCCUCAAACAGCCUCAGCUGCCGCGGCAUCUCUGUGGCAACUGAAGCUGCCACCGGAAGCUGCCACUGAAAGACCGAGAGCUGCCGCGGCAGCUGAGGUUGCCACCGGAAGCUGCCACCGAAAGCUGCCGCUGCCACGAUUUGCGCUUGCCCUUACUGCAAUCACGCGGAGCAGCAGAUUGGACGGCGUGCACGAGAGAAAUCAUUUGAGAGAGUUAAUGAAAGAGAGACUAACUGCUGCUGCUGAAGAAAUAUUCAGAGUUUUUCACAAAACUAUCAUCGAGUAUGAAGAAGAGAUCGACCGUCAGCGCAGACUGCUGGAUAUCGCCUGGAUACCUGAAAUAAAGCUGCACACGAUAGAGCUCCCACAGCAACAAGAGGAGGAGGAGGAGGAGGAGGUUCUCAAUGAUGAGCAGCUGUGCAACCAUGAGAGGAACUCCAGUUUGGACCAAGAGCCUCCACAAGUUAAAGAGGAAAAGGAGGAGCUUUGCAACAACCUGGAAAGACAACAGCUGAUGGUGAAGCAGGAGACUGAAACCUUGAUGCCAACUGCUGCUUGUGAGGAAAGUGACAACAGUGAAGAGCAGACUCUAGACUUAAUGAUUGAGAAUGUUGUCAGCUUGUCAGUUAAAAGCUCUGAGGUACCAGAAACAAACAUUGAUGACCAGCUCCUCUCUCAUAACUCUCAUGUAGCUGAGAGCCAAGAUCUCAAAGGAGACAAACAAGGAGACUCAGGAUCUACUAGAAAUACAGAGACAAAACCACAGAAUGUACGUAGCUCUACCACAUCAAAGAUUCAGCUGGAUACUGAAACAAGUAAAAAGGUUUUGAAGUGUGAUACUUGUGGAAAAGCUUUCAAGUAUAUUUCUCACUUGAAAGUACACCACAGAGUCCACACAGGCGAGAAGCCGUACACACGUGACACUUGUGGGAAAACCUUUCACCAAAUGGCAAAAAUGGAAAGUCAUAGCAGAACACACACAGAUGAGAAGCUGUAUCCGUGUAACACUUGUGAAAAAAGAUUCUCUGAGAAGAAGGUAUUAAAACAGCAUAUGAAAGUUCACACAAGUGAGAAGCUGUAUCCGUGUGACACUUGUGGGAAAAGAUUUUCUCAUGUGGAUGCAUUGAGAAAACAUAUGAAAGUCCACACAGGUGAGAAGCCGUAUUCGUGUGACACUUGUGGGAAAAGAUUUCGUGAAAUGACAAAAGUGAAAAGGCAUAUGACAGUCCAUACAGGUGAGAAGCCAUACCCAUGUGACACGUGUGAGAAAAGAUUUUCUCAUGUGGAUACAUUGAGAAAGCAUAUGAAAGUCCACACAGGUGAGAAGCCGUAUUCGUGUGACACUUGUGGGAAAAGAUUUCGUGAAAUGACAAACGUGAAAAGGCAUAUGAUAGUCCACACAGGUGAGAAGCCAUACCCAUGUGACACGUGCGAGAAAAGAUUUUCUCAUGUGUAUGCAUUGAGAAAGCAUAUGAAAGUCCACACAGGUGAGAAGUCCUCCCCAUGUAACACUUGUGAGAAAAGAUUUUUUGAUCAAAGCACUCUAAGGCGCCAUAUGAGAAUUCACACAAGUAAAAAGCCGUAUCAAUGUAACACUUGUGAGAAAAGAUUUAGUAAACUGUGCAAUGGUAAGGUGCAUAUGAGAAUCCACACAGGUUAG
Messenger RNA from Scomber japonicus (chub mackerel), 1827 nucleotides. RefSeq names its product zinc finger protein draculin-like. Gene Ontology annotation, biological process: regulation of transcription by RNA polymerase II. Lineage: Eukaryota; Metazoa; Chordata; Actinopteri; Scombriformes; Scombridae. Gene Ontology annotation, molecular function: chromatin insulator sequence binding. Gene Ontology annotation, cellular component: chromosome. The record is from RefSeq and is a predicted model, not a curated record.